Molecule: messenger RNA, 1595 nt
Organism: Saccostrea cuccullata (small rock oyster)
Lineage: Eukaryota; Metazoa; Mollusca; Bivalvia; Ostreida; Ostreidae
Exons: 9
Coding region: 93-1595 (500 amino acids)
Source: RefSeq, a predicted model, not a curated record
AGCCAACUCAAGGAACGUGUUUUACUGUAGAACAAAGACUUCCCCAAAAAAAGGUUUUAUCAAAGGCGUUAAUGUAACGGCAGAUAAAAGAUAUGGCAUCUGAUUCAGAACGUGAGCCAUUGAAAAAGAAAUCUCGCCAUUCUCGGAGAGGGAUAGCAAAAGAUUUUACCAAAGAUGAAAAUCUUAGCUUGAUUAAAGAAGAUACAUCCUCUAAGGUACGUGAGUCAUUGAAAGAAAAAGUGAAAGACAUUAAAGAAGAUGAAGAUCCAAGCUUGGUGAAGAAGGAUAUUGUUUCCAAUAUACAAGAGUCUUUGCAAAAGAAAUCUCAUAAAAGGAAGGCAGAAGAUGUUACAGAGGAUGAAGGUCUAAACUUGAAUUUGGAAACUGAAAUGCCAAGCUCUAGUAAGACAGCUAACUUGCCUUCAAGAGAGAAACGCACACCAUCUUCUUUUUCAACUUAUGCUUCAUGGUCUGAACCUGGAGAUGAGGUUGAUUCAAGCGUCUUAAAGAGUCCCCUUUCAAGUGAUGAUUCAAGAAACUUUCCAGCAAGUCGCUGGGGUUAUAAAGAUCUGAUGUAUAUAAAUAUUUUUUAUGAAAAGAAACCUGAUACAUUAGACACAUUUGUCAAAGAAGUAAAAGAUGCUUUUAUGAAAGAGAAAGGAUUUUGUCCAAAUAUAAGCAAAGUAACAGACAUUUUGAUCAAAGAACUUGAGGAAAUGUUGACAUUUUCUUAUGACAUGACUGAAAUUAAAAAUGUUCGCAAACUGGAUCAUAAAGAAAAGACUUCAGAAAAAGUAAAGCAAGAAAUGAAGGAAAUAGCAGAAAGAGCAAAUGCGAGGGAAAUGCCAGUGCUGUGUGAUAAAAAAGCAUUUGGACCAGCUUUGGAGAAAUUUGUACUGAGGUCUGUCAUAAUGAUGAAUUCAGCUAUAAUUGAUUUUGCAAAGGAGACUAUCAGUUUGACCAAAAGAGUAUUAUUUGGAGUUGAAAAGGAAUAUUCUUCAGGUGAAAAGGAGGCAAAGAAAGGGAAAAGUCAAGAUGAAAAUGCCUCAGAAGAGUCAUUUGAAUUUAGAGAUAUUGGUCAAAACACUGAAAACAGUUUCCAAAACUACUGUGAAUUAUUUGGAAGGAUAUUCUUUCUGCUAAAAGGUCACAUCCCAGAGAGAAUCUUUAGUUUUCAUGGGAAAAAAGUGAGGAAUACUCCAGAUCUGGUCUAUCAUUUUGAUUCAGGAAUGUCAUCUGAAGAACUCCUGUUUAUGGUGGAGGUGAAAAAAGCCCCAGUAACAGAGAAUGUGACAGAUAUAAGAGAGCUUGUUGGAAGGAAUGUUUUAGGACAAUUUGGAGCUGAGCUUUUUGGACAGUCAUUGAACUCUGUAUUUUUUCCUAAUUCCCUUGGAGUCCUCUGUAUGGAAACAAAAUUAAUUUUUGCUUUCCUGAAAAUAUCAAGACAGCAUUCAGACGGCAUAUAUAAUGGAAUCAGAGGAAAAGCAGAUGAUCCAGGGAUCAUUAAGUACACUGAACCAUUUGACAUGCUGAGAGCAGAGGACAGAUUGAAAAUGGCAGAGUUUAUGUUUUGGUUAGGAAUUGUCUUAAUGUAA